AUGGAGUCUGCAAAUCUUUAUCAUAACGAUGAGGAAGUUGAAAUGAAUUUGUGUAAAGGAGAAAAAGAGGACUCUAAAACACAUGAGGAUAUUUCAGAGUUAAAACGGGAUGUUUGGGCCAACAAAAUUGAAUAUCUGUUAUCCCUGAUUGGAUACACCGUCGGUCUUGGAAGUGUGUGGCGAUUUCCGUACCUUUGUAUGAAAAAUGGGGGAGGAGCGUUUCUGGUCCCUUUCUUUCUGUUUACCGUGCUCUGUGGGUUCCCGUUGUAUGUGAUUGAGAUGACUGUCGGCCAAUUCUCUGGUAGGAGUGCCAUGGUAGCAUGGGGACUAUGUCCAUUACUAGAGGGCAUGGGCUAUGCCAUGGUUCUCCUUGGGACUACUGUCACGUGGUACUAUGGACUGAUAGUAGCCUGGGUGCUGUUGUACCUCGGCUAUUCGUUCUUCCCGACACAACCCUGGUCAACAUGUGACAAUGAAUGGAACACUGAUCGAUGUGUCGUACUAAGGACUGGGUAUUCUGACCCGAACAACAGUUCCGGUUACCAUGAACUCUCUAACAGCACUAGAAUGUAUGGUGUGUCCAACGUCUCCGUGGAUUUCUCCGGAUCUCUCUCUAACAAAUCGACACAGAUCCAACAAGAUUUUUAUCCAACCGCCGCCACCGAAUUCUGGCGAUACAAAAUAUUGAACGAAUCAUCAGGAAUAGAAGAUUGGGGAUCCAUUCAAUGGCAUCUGGUAAUUGCAUUGAUCUUCUCCUAUACAUCCACCUUUCUCUGCAUCAUAAAGGGAGUGAAAUCUGUUGGCAAGGUUGUAUACGUGACAGUCAUUGGGCCUUUCGUCUUACUGAUUGUGAUACUGAUAAGAAGUUUGUGCCUUCCGGGAUCUUUUGAUGGAGUAUUGAUGUAUCUGGCACCGGAUUUCUCCAGACUCUGGCACUUCCAGGUAUGGCUAGAAGCGGCUUUACAGGUUUUCUACUCGCUUGGACCAAUCUGGGGAGGUGUCGUCACCAUGGCUAGCUAUCAGAAGUUCCAUGGAAACUUAUUGAGGAGCACCAUGCUAAUCGUCGCAGUCGACACCUUCAGUAACUUUCUAUGUGGUCUUGUUGUUUUCUCCAUUAUGGGAGUCCUAGCUUAUGAGGCUAAUCUCUCCAUUGAAGAGGUUGCAGAAUCAGGUCCUGGCCUGGUAUUUUUAGUGUAUCCAGAGGUCCUUGCUCGCAUGCCUCUACCACAACUGUGGGCCGUCAUUUUCUUCUUCCUGUUGUUUACCAUUGGACUCGAUAGUCAGUUUGGUGUCCUUGAAGCGACCAUCAGUGGAUUUGCCGAUAUGUACCCUAGAUUUCUCGGAAAAAAGAAACCACAUCUUAUCGUAUUUUUCUAUGUCCUAUUUUUACUUACCGGCAUUAUAUUUGCGACACAGGGUGGAGUAUAUCUAUUCCAGUUCAUCGAUUGGUACCUGUCUGUGUUUUGUAUCUUUAUCUUGUCAUUUCUGGAAUGUAUGAUCGCCGGCUGGUUGUAUGGGGCGGAGAGAUUCAGUCGGGACAUUGAGUUGAUGACUGGAAAGAAGGCUUCAGUACUUAUCCGUAUAUCGUGGUGUAUUCUUACACCCCUAGUUAUGAUGAUGGCUCUAGUUACUGUGGUCAUUAAGUUUGAACCUCCUAUAUACAAGGGAUACAAGUAUCCAGAAUACCUUGGCAUUGUUGGGAUAGUCCUUGCUCUUAUCUGUGUAAUCCCUGUCCCAUUCAUCGCCUGUAAACGACUUCUGCAAACGCCUGGCACGAUAAAGGAGAGAAUGGCGAUACUUGUCACUCCAUCUCGAGAAUGGUAUCCCCAUGAUAAAGAGGAAAGAUUAACGUACCAGAUGUACAAAUACAAGGGCGGCAUUCGGCGGAGAAUUCGGGAAAACUUGUGUGGAUCUCGGGAUUAG
Molecule: messenger RNA, 1923 nt
Organism: Ylistrum balloti
Lineage: Eukaryota; Metazoa; Mollusca; Bivalvia; Pectinida; Pectinidae
Product: sodium- and chloride-dependent betaine transporter-like
Exons: 13
Coding region: 1-1923 (640 amino acids)
Biological process (GO): sodium ion transmembrane transport
Cellular component (GO): membrane
Source: RefSeq, a predicted model, not a curated record